CAAAGUGUUGUAUCCAUUGGUUUCCCCGCCGAAGACAUGGCCUUAAGAUAAACGAUUGACAACCAGAGUGUGAGUCAUAUCACUGCCAUUCGCGAGACAAGCAUCACAUCCGCGGCCGAAGACAAGCCGAAGCCAUGCCGUCGACAACCGCCCCGACGACCAACAAUAUCGGUCUACCGAUCGGUAUCCGAGUGUUUGGUCUCCACCGACGCCUCCAACUGUCCCACUAUCGGGUCCUCGUUCUGGUCCUCACGUUCUUCUCCUAUACGGCAUACCAUCUCUCGCGACGACCCCUGAGUGUCGUGAAGAAUGUGUUGAGCCGUAACUGUUCCCAAAUGGUGAUCCCGCCGGACGUGAUCCUCACCAACACUACCCAGAACAAUUGGUGUGAUUGGCAGCCAUUCAACGGAACCGAUGCCAACACACUAUUAGGUCUUCUGGACUCGAGUUUCCUCUUCUCUUACGCCAUAUUUAUGUUUUUCUCGGGAUUUGUGGCCGAAAGAUGUCAUUUGCGAUAUUUCCUAUCACUGGGAAUGUUAUUGAGUGGACUCUUCACGUAUGCCUUUGGCAUUGCCUUCUACUACGACAUCCAUUCCUUCUACUAUUUUAUAUUUAUUCAAAUCAUAUGCGGUGCUCUUCAGACAACGGGUUGGCCGGCAGUGGUCUCAUCGGUGGGCAAUUGGUUUGGAAAGGGCUCCCGAGGGCUCAUAUUUGGCAUUUGGAAUUCGCACACAAAUGUGGGCAACAUUUUGGGCGCUGUUAUCGCCGGUUAUUUCGUUGAAUACAAUUGGGGCCUCAGUUUCAUAGCGCCGGCCAUUUUCAUUAGUAUUGCCGGCUUUACGCUCUUCCUAUUCUUCACUCCAUAUCCCGAAGAAGUGGGCAUUUCUUCCUUUGAUAUCGACAGUAACACCAAUCGAAGAACGAGAGAACCAUUUGACAGCAUUAGGGAAACCAGUGGUUAUACCGACAAUAAUGAGAGCAUAUCGUCGACGUGUUCGUCGGCAUCGGCGCCGACA
Medioppia subpectinata is the source of this 1016-nucleotide messenger RNA. Lineage: Eukaryota; Metazoa; Arthropoda; Arachnida; Sarcoptiformes; Oppiidae. The record is from the annotation of a GenBank genome assembly.